UCACGUGGUUGCCAUGGCAACGCGUCCCGCCCGUUCCGGCCUCCAUGAAGCGGAAGCGGCCGGCGGGGCCGUGGCUAGUGAUGGCCGGCGGCCUGCUGGCCCUGCUGGCCCUGCUCUGGGGCGCGCAGGUUUUAAAUGCAUUUGAUUACCCCUCCCCGUGGAGGGGACAGCAGCAGAUGUACAAGCUGGACAUAGGCUGGCCUAAAAUUCCAGAAUAUUUCACUGGUCAAACAUUUUGUGUUGCUGUUGACUCUCUUCAUGGUUUGGUCUAUGUGGGACAAAGGGGAGACAAUGUACCAAAGGUACUUGUAUUCUCAGAGGAAGGCUAUUUUCUUUACUCCUGGAAUGAUACAGUUGAAAUGCCUCAUGGUAUCUUUGUGUUGAACACCCCAACAGAUAGUUCUGUAUGGAUCACAGAUGUUGGAACAGGGAAAUAUGGGCACACUGUGAAACAAUAUAGCCCUUCGGGUAAACUUUUGCAGACCUUGGGCACUCCAGGUAAUGCUGGUUCAAGUUUGAUUCCCCUCCAAUUUGAUCAACCAGCUGAGGUCUUCGUAGAGGAAAGUGGAGAUAUCUAUGUUGUGGAUGGAGAUGGAGGAAUGAAUAACAGAUUGCUCAAACUGUCCAACGAUUACAAAGAGAUAUGGCUGGCUGGAACAAAUGGGACCGGCAUCGGUCAGUUCAAGAUUCCUCACAGUGUAACACUGGAUUCUUUUGGACGGGUAUGGGUUGCAGACAGAGACAACAAAAGAAUCCAGGUUUUUGAUAAAGUCACAGGGGAAUGGCUUGGGUCUUGGAGCAGCUGUUUUUUAGAAGAUGGGCCCUAUUCUGUCAGAUUUACUGCCAAUUACAAAUACCUGAUUGUAGCCCAGAUGAAUAUCCACCGGUUAGCGAUCUUGGCAGCAGCACCAGUUGGCUCCAUUGGGGACUGUGUUAUGGUCGGCGCAAUCCAGCUGGCAGAUGAAACCAAACCACACCUUGUGGAUGUAGACAUGAAGAGUGGAGCAGUCUAUGUUGCAGAGAUCGGAGCCCAGCAAGUACAAAAAUACAUACCUUUAAGCUGAUGGUUUCCUGCAACUGCUGUGGCACAAGCUGUGAGACAUACAAGACCUAUGACCACAUUUUCUUGAGUUUUCUGUAGCUUGUGUUUCCUUAGACAAGCACAAAACAUUGUGCUCCCAGAAGUGUAGAGCUCGAAUCUGUCCUGGCUGUUCUGCAGUCCUGGAGAAGGACCUGGUCUUGAGCUGUUACUCAUUUUAGUAACGCUGCAGUGGCUUUUGCUUUUGUUGCUGGAAAUUGGAAAAUGACUUUGAUAAGUAUCUUCAUUUUAUUAUAUAAAACUCUACAAACACAGCUGCUGUUACUAAAUGUAUUAGGUCAUCUUGGGGCUCCUCUACUUAGCCCAUGUGUUGUUAAAUGAAGGCCAGAACUGUCUGAAAGAAGUGUAUAAAUUAUUUCCUCGAAAGCGAGCACCUAAUUUUAAUAUUUUUUUGAUUUUUGGAAUCAUUGUGCUGAUACUGCCUAACACUGAAUACAGAGAUACAUUAUGAUGUCAAAUAAGAUGCUGCUGGAUACUGAUGUCAGUGCCGAUACUGGCAUCUGCCUUAGGUAUUUAAUGACAUAAGCAUCGAAAUCUAAGUUUUCAGCCCUUCCUAAAGUGGUGAAGUCAGUAAGACAAAUAAACUUCAGCUCAAUUGAUAGCAGGCACUUCAAACUAAAUUAAAAGUAUGUGCACAGCAGCCAAGUACUGAUUCUUAACUAAAUCAAUUCUUAACCUGAUUUGGUUUAUAUCAGCAUGAGUUUUCUGUUCCGUAAGAUUUCAUAGUGGAACAUAUUGAAGUUCAACUCAAAUUUAAGUUCUUCAAGAUAAACAAAUUGCAAUUUGCUAGGAAAGUCUUAAUCAGCAUUAGGGACUAGGAGACACGUGAUUUUCUCCCAAUCUUAUUGAAGCUCUGUCAGUUAACAGCAGUGCAUCUGUUUUGAUUUGGGGGUUUUUAACUGCUUUGUAUCUACUCCAUUAAUGUCUAGAGAUAAGUUUCUUAUGCUAUAUCCUAGCAUAUGUUUCCAAGCUCUGUUCUUAAAAAAUAGCGUCUCUUUCUGUUCCCAGUCCAGGGUGGUUCCGUUUUCUUUAAAUGUUGCUACAAGAUUUUAAGUUAGUUCACUUUUUAACACAGAGGGAAAUGGGUAUGGGAAAAUGGGAGUGGGAAAAUGACACGGCAGAAAUGAGACAGCGAGUAGCUGUUUACCUCUGUAAAGCUGUGGAUCCACAUUCCAUAUUUAUCUCCUAGCUCUCCAAAACAUUUGGGAGGAUUUUUGCUGUUUCCACACACUUAUUCUGCUGUGUGGAUUAUUUUAAUGCUAAUUACCAGCUAAGAGAGGCCAUUUCUUUUCAACUUCGUUAGAAAGGGAAUAUGGGAAAUAGAAUUAUUCUGAUGGGAAAUAUCCAUUUCAGUAAACAUUACCAAAAGGAAAUGCAUCUUAAUUCAGCAGACUUCUGCCUAUGGUCAUAAAUUUCUGGGUCAGUGGAUGGGGAAACCUGUCCAGAAAAGUCAGAUUCAUAUGGUCUAUAGAAAGUUACCCAGGUGUGGAGACUGAUGGCCAGAUUUCGGUACUGUUUGAGAUUAAUGCACUAAAUGUGAAUGCUUUGUUGUUGGCUACAUCCACAACACUAAAAGCAGAUCUAAGCUGGCUGCUCUCGUGCAAGCCUAAGAACCAGAAGUUCAGGGUUACACGCUAGCAAAUAUGAUCCAUCAUUCACGUGGACUUGAAUGAGAGCCAGUAAGUAAUAUUUAUGAGCUGAAGAAGUAGCAGCACUUCCUCUAGACCUGGACAGAUAGGUCCAUGUUGCCUUGCAGCAGGUUGUGUGGAUUUUCUAACUGGAUCUCCACUAGCUCAGGGAUCUCUGCUCUGUGUGCAAUGUAGCUAUUUCUCACCUACACAAGGUGGAUUUCUUUAAAAAAAUUAUAACACUCAAAUAUAGUGAAUGAUAUUAUAGUAUCUUGGUGAUGUAAGGGGUUCAGACAUGUCCAUCCUUCCUCACCACAUCCUCUCCUUAUUUAUAUUUCCUUUGUCGCAUCCCUUUGAAACUGGACUCGAAGCUCUCUGGGAACAUGCUUCUGUGUUCAGUAAAGGAGUAGUGCACUUCUGGAUGUUGACAAUUAAGUUAUUUCUAGAAGGUUCUGUUUGCUGUGUGGAUCUGCUCUCAAUUCUCUUUACAUGGGCUUUUGCAGCCCCUGGAAAUGGGGAGCAUUCAUCCAGUUUUGUCUGGCUUUACUGAAGUUGGCCAUGGAGCCAAAAUGUGCCUUGCCUCUUGGCAUUUGGGUGUCUGUGAUAAGAAGGGAUGCUCAUUGUUAACUAGUUGGGAUGCUUACACUUCUUUUUACCUCUGUGUCUAUGACCAGACUGAGAAAAUGAUUGAUUUGUGCACUAGCUUGCUAAUUCUCUGAAGGUUUUCUUAUGUAUCUUCUUGAAGCUGAUUUCUGAAAAAUUGCCUAAUAGUAUAAUUUGAUAAAAUAAAUUGAGAAUUUCCCAUUA
Calidris pugnax (ruff) is the source of this 3534-nucleotide messenger RNA. It is a transcript of the gene NHLRC3, whose product is annotated as NHL repeat containing 3. NCBI's taxonomy places the organism in Eukaryota, Metazoa, Chordata, Aves, Charadriiformes, Scolopacidae. Gene Ontology annotation, molecular function: protein binding; translation repressor activity; ubiquitin protein ligase activity. The transcript has 7 exons. Bases 45 to 1064 code for a protein of 339 amino acids. Gene Ontology annotation, biological process: protein polyubiquitination; negative regulation of translation; proteasome-mediated ubiquitin-dependent protein catabolic process. The record is from RefSeq and is a predicted model, not a curated record.